AUGACACCUGAAAUUGUACAAGGGAGGGGCCAUGAUAAGGCCGCUGAUUGGUGGAGUGUUGGAAUUUUAACGUAUGAAAUGCUUUCUGGAAAGCCUUCGUUUAGAGGUGGAAACAGACAAAAGAUUCAGGAGAAAAUAGUGAAGGACAAGAUAAAGCAUCUAGGAUUCUUGUCAAGUGAAGCACAUUCGCUUUUGAAAGGGAAUUUCCCUGGUGCUCUAACAUUUUUGCCAGGUAAACCCAUCUGGCCAGACCUCUGCGUUGCCUCCUACAAGCUAUCAUGGCAACCUUCAACAGUAGUUUUGGACCGGCACCUUCUUGCAAAAGAUAUCGUGUACGUGCUCUUCUGCUGCUAUUGUGGAUUCGGGAACAUCCUUGCUUACUGGUCCAACUGUAUGUAUCUCACGUGA
Messenger RNA from Lactuca saligna, 408 nucleotides. NCBI's taxonomy places the organism in Eukaryota, Viridiplantae, Streptophyta, Magnoliopsida, Asterales, Asteraceae. The record is from the annotation of a GenBank genome assembly.